Molecule: messenger RNA, 757 nt
Organism: Effrenium voratum
Lineage: Eukaryota; Dinophyceae; Suessiales; Symbiodiniaceae
Source: the annotation of a GenBank genome assembly
CAAGCAAAUCCACGUUGCUUGAGGCUCAAGGCACCGGGAGUAGACAGAUCAUAGGAGCCAUGGGUCACGGAGGUAACAAUGUCAUUCCCAACGUGCACUUCCGCAAGGUCAAUGGAUGCCAGGCAGGACGCAAGAACCGGGUCUUCAUGCGGACCUGGCUGAACCAGGCCGGGCGCAAGAAGCGCCGCGCCAACGCCCGCAAGGCCAAGGCCGCGAAGGUCUUCCCCCGGCCGGCGGCCGGGUAUCUGCGUCCGGUGGUGCACCCGCCCACCCAGCGCUACAACAUGAAGCUCCGGCUGGGCAAGGGUUUCACGCUGGAUGAGCUGAAGGAGGCGAAGAUCCCGCGAAAGUUUGCAAAGACCAUCGGCAUCGCAGUGGACCACCGCCGCCGCAACCGUUGCACGGAGAGCCUGCAGGCGAACGUGGAACGCCUGAAGCUCUACAUGUCCAAGCUCUCGGUGUUCCCGAAGAAGUCCGGCAAGAAGGCUGUGCGCAAGGGCGACACCCCUCGCUCGGAGCUGCAGAACGUGGCGCAGAACACCUUGAAGGAAAUCAUCCCUGUGCCCAAGGAGGGCAAGCGCAUCAAGGCGCGCGCCAUCACCGAGGCGGAGAAGGGCGAGUCCGCCUACAAGAAGCUGAAGAAGGCGCGCACCGCCGCCCACUACCAGGGGGACAGGAUCAAGAAGGCCAAGGCGGCGGCUGCCAAGGAAACCUAGACAAGAUCAUGAACUCGGAGGCUGGGAAUGAACAAAGACAU